AUGGUUCUCCGCAAAUUUGAACUCGAGGGCAAGCUUGGCGAAGAGACUCGACUCAUCGAGAGUGGCGUUCUUCUCGAGGAGAAUCCUCUCGACGAGAGCCCUGAGUUCAAUGAAUUUCUCAUGGCGUGUCGACAUGGCGAUCUGAAGAGAUGUCAAGAGCUCAUCAGCCAGGGUGUGAACAUCAAUGGCAAGGAUCGUUUCGAUUACACGCCUCUCAUCAUUGCGAGUUUAUGCGGUCACUAUGAGCUUGUCCGGCUAUUAUUAGAAUCUGGCGCCCUAGCAGAAAGAAAUACUUUCCAAGGGGAACGAUGCAUCUACAACGCCCUCAAUGAUCGCAUCCGCAACCUUCUCCUUCAAUAUGACUUCUCCAAGUCCUCAGAUCCUUAUGUCUACUGGUCCACUCACAUUUCAACUCUUCUUGGCCGUACAAGCCCCAAGACAACAGAUAUCACCCUUGUCUCAGGCUCCCGUUUCUUCGAUCUUCACAAAUUCAUCCUCAUAGCACGGUCACCCUAUUUCCGUGCCAAACUUGCUGCUACCCCAGAUACCACCACAUGGAAACUUGCCAGCGCGGUACCCGUGCAGUCUUUCAUCAUUGUCUUGAGAUAUCUCUACUUGGGCGAGGUUCCUCGUGAUAUCGCACCUGUGGGUGCCGACUCUGAAGAAGAAAUAUUCAAGGGCUUAGACAAGGUCAGCAAGCAGCUCGAAGUUGAAUCUCUAUGGGAGAAUAUUCUCGCAGGCGGAGACAGGAGACUUGCUCGCCAGCGGUAUCAAUCUGAAGUUGACCGGGCUCGAGGACAGUUCGAAACUUUCUUCAAACUAAAUGUCCUCGGACUCAAAAUGGUUGUUGAUACGAACCAGGUGAAAGAUAUCAAGUGGAAGUAUGAUAACUCAAUGUUUGCAGAUGUCAUCCUUCGCGCUGAUGAGCCCAUCGAUAUCGAGGAUGAAAAGUCUGGCCAGACAACGCCAACAAGAGACGCCCCUACUAUACCGAUUGGCCCAGCCGGAGACCAAGAAUCAGUCAUCAAACGCAAAUCAGUCCUUUAUCCCGCUCAUAAGGCGAUGCUAAUUCGCAGCGAGUACUUUGAGAAGAUGUUUUCGGGCGAUUUCGUCGAAUCCAAACGAGAUCAACAUCUCCGAAUCAUCACCGUCGAUUGCACGCCUGCAGUCCUUGAAAUCAUCCUUACUUACCUCUACACCGAGACUGUUAGCUGUCCCCUUGAGCACGCUUUGGACCUGUUAUAUGCUGCAGAUAUGCUGUUCCUCGAUAAUCUUAAGAGUAAAGCUGCUCUGACCAUCAGCACGCUUGGUAGCGGUACCUCCAAUGUGCUGGUAGACCGCACUCAUGGUGAGGCAGCUGAGGAGGACGAACAAAUAGAGAUGGAGCCCGUCAACAUUUACGACGUGAUACACGCAGCAUGGGAUCUUCGUGUCCAGCGGUUGGAAGAAUUCGCUGCGCGUUAUCUUGCUUAUCGCCUAGAGGAUUACAUAGAUGAGGAAGACUUCCAAGCUCUCAUUGCAGAAUCUGCCCAACGGAUCACUGUUCGAGAAGAGACAGAUACUAUCGAAUUGCUGGACGAUAUUCGGUAUUACCUAGACGAUCGAUUUCGAUAUCGCUUUGAGGAUGCAGGUCUGGAAGACAUGAUGGAUGAGGAGGGAGAAAUCGAUGCAGAAUUAGCUGCUGCGAUGGCACAACAAGCUGAGAUAUCGACAGAUGUUGCAGGCGGCGUUUCUACUGAUACCAAACCCAUGUUUAACAAGGAUAAUGACAGGAAUGGACAAGCCAACGGUCGGGGUGCCGUGAGAACGUUGGAUGGAGCGGAAGCAGAGGAUGAGUUUGUUUCAGACGCCAUCAACUACCAGAUCCUACAAGGCAAGAUCGACGCUAUGCUUGACCGACUCAAGCUUGAUGCAUAA
Messenger RNA from Fusarium tjaetaba, 1917 nucleotides. RefSeq names its product BTB POZ domain protein. Gene Ontology annotation, cellular component: ubiquitin ligase complex; cytoplasm. The transcript is spliced from 2 exons. NCBI's taxonomy places the organism in Eukaryota, Fungi, Ascomycota, Sordariomycetes, Hypocreales, Nectriaceae. The record is from RefSeq and is a predicted model, not a curated record. Bases 1 to 1917 code for a protein of 638 amino acids. Gene Ontology annotation, molecular function: protein binding.